Mya arenaria is the source of this 1002-nucleotide messenger RNA. RefSeq names its product protein NYNRIN-like. NCBI's taxonomy places the organism in Eukaryota, Metazoa, Mollusca, Bivalvia, Myida, Myidae. The transcript has a single exon. Bases 1 to 1002 code for a protein of 333 amino acids. The record is from RefSeq and is a predicted model, not a curated record. Gene Ontology annotation, biological process: DNA integration. Gene Ontology annotation, molecular function: nucleic acid binding.
AUGGGGCAUUGUGAUGCACUUUCAAGAUGCGAUACUCCAAAAGAUUGCAGUUGUCCGGAGGUUGAUAUGAUGGAACCCCUCAAGUGUGGACCAUGUCAAAAGUGCCUCCGACGGUCAGAGCUGAUGACACUAAGAAGUCGACUGGGUGAGGAGCUCUCAAGUGACAUUCAAGGUACCAAGCACACUCCUAAUGAAGAUCAGACCGAUGUGGCUGUAAGAGCAGCAAGUAAUCCAGAUGACCAAGAGCCAAGUACAUCAAAAGGUAUUGUAAAACAGCCUAGGUAUGGGGAGGGUCAUACUUUGCUAUGGGCGGCCGCCCUGAGCAACGAAGACGUAGUCGCAAAGCAGAUGGAGGAUGGCCAUAUUAAAUCUAUACUGGAGGCCAAACUGGAGGGAAGGAAACCACUUCAGAGUGAAAUGCUUACUGCAAGCCAAGAAACCCGCCACUAUUGGCUGAUUUGGGAUAACCUUGAAAUACACUCGGGUGUACUUUACAGAAGGUUCAUUCGAAAGGACGGUAAUGGUCAGAUGUUGCAGCUUAUUGCGCCUCACUCGAUCCGGGCGGAAGUGGUCAAGCAAGCGCAUGACGUUUUGACAGCCGGACAUAUGGGAAUGAAGAGGACCAAGCAUCGAAUAUUGCAAAGCUACUAUUGGUUUUGCCUAAAGAGUGAUGUGUCUUUGCACGUGAAAGGCUGUGACAUAUGCGAGUCUGACAAAAAGCCUCCAAACCCCCCGCGUGCCCCUCUUGGCCAUAUAGGGGUAGGUGCCCCAAUGGACGUCCUCGCACUGGAUUACGCUGGACCAUUUCCGGUUACAGAGCGGAAAAACAGGUAUGUACUGGUGGUCACGGAUCUAUUCUCAAAAUAUGUUGAGGUAGUUGCAGUUCCUAACCAGACAGCUGAGACGUGUGCCAGCGUGCUGCUCAACACAGUAGUAAGUAGAUGGGGAGUGCCAUUGGCAUUACAUAGUGACCAGGGGCUGCUUUCGAAAGCAAACUUAUGA